Messenger RNA from Equus caballus (horse), 2338 nucleotides. RefSeq names its product megakaryocyte-associated tyrosine kinase (gene MATK). Gene Ontology annotation, biological process: protein phosphorylation. Gene Ontology annotation, molecular function: ATP binding; protein binding; non-membrane spanning protein tyrosine kinase activity. The record is from RefSeq and is a predicted model, not a curated record. NCBI's taxonomy places the organism in Eukaryota, Metazoa, Chordata, Mammalia, Perissodactyla, Equidae.
CGCGUCCACGUGGAGGGUGUGCGCGUGUGGCCGAGAUGCGUGUGCGCGGCCCUGCGUGUCGCUGUGCGUGCGCGGGUGGCCCUGAGUCUGGCGCCCAGGUGUUCAAGCGUGGGUGUGUGUGUGGGGGGGUGGGGACAGGUACACACGUUUCGGAUGUCCGAGCGUCUGUGCGCGUGUACACACGUGUGGACGGUGUGCACACGUGUCUCUAGGGGAUCAAGCUGCUGCUGGCACCCCUGCGUGGCUGGGGGCACCUGUGUCCACGCCCCGUGUGUUUCUGUGUGUGCUUGUGCAUACGUGGAUCUGUAUGCGUGUGAGAACACAGGAGGUUGGGGAUUUCCGGGGGGUGCAUACAGGAAAAAGAGGCUCAGCCCCCCCAGCCACCCCUGCCGUGGGGUCCACGCUGGAGACAGGGUGAAAUGCCCCCACCCAGCACCAGCGAGCCACUUUGUGUGUCCCUCCUGGGGCACAGUGGGGGGAUCAGAGAGGCCCAGCUGGCAGCCCAAGGAGCCCAGCUGGGCUGCGUGCCCCCCUCCCCCCCAGGGUCAGCGAUUCUCGGGAGUGACCUUGAGUCAUCCUCUGCUCCCACUUAGCAAGAAAGAGGAAGAACCAGCCUCGAUUAGGUGGCACCGAGCUCCCCACGCACCGUGCGGGCUGCUGGGGCCCGAGCCAGGCGCUUCCGCCCUCCCCAGCCUGUGGCCACUUGCUCUCUGCCCACCUUGUGCCUCAGUUUCCCUUUGGGGAUGAUGGCGAGGUGAGCCCUCGCUUCCUCGGCACCCAGCACCCCCUCCCGUCUCAGCCAGGAUGCCAACGAGGCGCUGGGCCCCGGGCACCCAAUGCAUCACCAAGUGUGAGCACACGCGCCCCAAGCCGGGGGAGCUGGCCUUCCGAAAGGGCGACGUGGUCACCAUCCUGGAGGCCGGCGAGAGCAAGAGCUGGUACCGGGCCAAGCACCACGCCAGCGGGCAGGAGGGGCUGCUGGCGGCGGGCGCGCUGCGCGAGCGCGAGGCCCUCUCUGCGGACCCCAAGCUCAGCCUCAUGCCGUGGUUCCACGGCAAGAUCUCGGGCCAGGAGGCGGUGCAGCAGCUGCAGCCGCCCGAGGACGGGCUGUUCCUGGUGCGCGAGUCGGCGCGGCACCCCGGCGACUACGUGCUCUGCGUGAGCUUCGGCCGCGACGUCAUCCACUACCGCGUGCUGCACCGCGACGGCCACCUGACCAUCGACGAGGCCGUCUGCUUCUGCAACCUCAUGGACAUGGUGGAGCAUUACAGCAAGGACAAGGGGGCCAUCUGCACGAAGCUCGUGAAACCCAAGAGGAAGCAGGGCACCAAGUCGGCGGAGGAGGAGCUGGCCAAGGCCGGCUGGUUGCUGGAGCUGCAGCAUCUGACACUGGGAGCGCAGAUCGGCGAGGGCGAGUUCGGAGCCGUCCUGCAGGGCGAGUACCUGGGCCAGAAGGUGGCCGUGAAGAACAUCAAGUGCGACGUGACGGCUCAGGCCUUCCUGGACGAGACGGCGGUCAUGACGAAGAUGCAGCACAAGAACCUGGUGCGGCUGCUGGGCGUGAUCCUGCACCAGGGGCUGUUCAUCGUCAUGGAGCACGGCAACCUCGUGAACUUCCUACGGACGCGAGGCCGGGCCCUGGUCAACACGCCGCAGCUCCUGCAGUUUUCCCUGCACGUGGCCGAGGGCAUGGAAUACCUGGAGAGCAAGAAGCUGGUGCACCGGGACCUUGCCGCCCGCAACAUCCUCAUUUCCGAGGACCUGGUGGCCAAGGUCAGCGACUUCGGCCUGGCCAAGGCCGAGCGGAAGGGGCUGGAUUCCAGCCGGCUGCCGGUCAAGUGGACGGCGCCCGAGGCUCUCAAACAAGGGAAGUUCUCCAGCAAGUCGGACGUCUGGAGUUUCGGGGUCCUGCUCUGGGAGGUCUUCUCCUACGGCCGGGCUCCGUACCCCAAGAUGUCGCUGAAGGAGGUGUCGGAGGCCGUGGAGAAGGGCUACCGCAUGGAGCCCCCCGAGGGCUGCCCGGGCCCCGUGCACGCGCUCAUGGGCAGCUGCUGGGAGGCCGAGCCCGCCCGCCGGCCGCCCUUCCGCAAACUGGCCGAGAAGCUGGCCCGGGAGCUGCGCACCGCCAGUGCCUCGGCCCCUGCGGGGGCGCAGGACGCGGACGGGUCCACCUUGCCCCGCGACCAGGAGCCCUGACUGCCCGGCGGCCAGGCCCGGAGGACCGAGGUUGUGGGGGGCAUGGGUGGGGCUGCGUGCCAGCCCGAGGAGGGUCGGGACCCAUGAGGUGCCCGCCUGGCUCACGGUGCAGGGGCCGGCUGGCCUGGGGGCUCGGCAGCCC